AUGACCUCGGCACCACUGCUAAGCACUCCCUCGACGUCGCGGCGGCGGAAGCCCCGAUCCGUCUUCGGGUACUGGCCGGUUUGGUCCGAGUGCGUGCCCCUCAACGAGGAAACAGGGAAGGUCGAUGGGGUCCGAGUGACGGCAAAUAUUAUUGCUGGCAGCAUCAUCGGCAUCAGACAAACCCUCACCGGCAUUGUCAGUGCGACGCUGGUGUUCACUGGGUCCAGCUUCCCUGAAGUCACGCACAUGUUCUCGUUUGGUAUAUGCAUGAUGUGGUAUUCCACGAUGGUCGGCUCGGCAUUCUAUGCGAUCUUUGGGAGGCUGCAGUACAACACCAGCGCCACGCAGGAGGUCUGUGCCAUCCUCUACGGCGCCAUGGCGCAGAACGCCGCCGAGCGGCUGCGCAGGUCCGGCCAGCCGGAGCGGAUCCCGGCGACGGUCCUUGCGCUCAUCAUGGCCGGAACGUCUCUCACGGGACUCUGCAGCGUGCUCCUGGGGAAGCUCGGGGUCGGCAAGGUGAUGCUGAGAUUUCCCAGCCCAGUGACGAGUGGUUUUCUGGGCACAAUCGGCUUCUUCCUUGUUCGGACGGCCCUGCAAAUUUCUUCUGGGGUGCAGUUCCAGUACUUCUACCCGGUCAGCUUUGCCGACUUCUUCUCUCUGCGGAGCAUGGCCCCCGUCUCUUGCUUGCUGUGCAUGGUCAUGUUGAUUCGGAGUGGCCCUGGUCUCAUCGCCAAGAUGUAUGGCCAGAACAAGGCAGUCAUGAAGCUCUCCGGCCUGGGCUGCCAGCUUUUCCCCUUGGCCCUCUUCUAUGUGGUGAUUCUGAUAUGUGGCAUCCCUAUGGAAGUGCUAAGUGAGACGGGCUGGACUUUCCCCGCACAAGCAGGCAGCACUUUCUGGGGGUUAUGGACCACCUACAGCAUCGGCGACGCAGAUCCCAACGUCCUGCUGUCGAAUGUUUCUUCAAUGUUCAUGCUGGUCAUCAUGUCGGUGCUGUGCACGAUGACCGGUGUCUUGGGCAUAACGGGGAAGUUUGCCUCGGGUCCCGACGGAGACCCAUCUCCCAUGGACGUGGUGGACUUCGAUGCAGAGCUCACGAGUGUGGGCUUCGGUUCGCUUCUCACAGGCCUUACCCACGGUGUGGUGACCUUCCAUCGCCUGGGUAGCUCCAUCCAGCUGCGCAUGGAUGGUGGCACGCACCGCUUGGCCGUCUUGACCUCAUCUGCUUUUGUGGGCAUCUUCUUCUUUACGAAUGUCCCCCUGGGCCAUUUCAUCCCCAAGUUCUUCCUUGGCGGUCUCUUCAUGGGCAGUGGGGUUAGCUUCCUCGAGAGUUCCUUCUUGUCUUUCCGCAGCCUACCGCCGCUGUGGGUCUUCGGCUACCGGUACUGGGUGACGGUGGCCUGUAUCCUCGUGGCAGCCUUCAGCUCACCCUUUGAGGGCAUCGGAGCCGGCUUAGCUCUGAGCCUGGUCAUCUUCCUCUACGACAGCACGCAGUCAUCCCCUGUGGACAGCAUGUCGACGGGAGACCGUACCAUGAGCCGGACACGACGGCCUUUUUGGGAGCUCGAGGCUUUGGGCACCGAGGGACAUCGCAUCCUCCUCCUGUAUCUCCAGGGGCAGCUCUUCUUUGGCUCUGGUCAGACGCUGGCGGCAAGCCUGGUGGAGACAAUCGAGGGCGCCCGGAGGCCUUUGCCGCCAGAAUUCUGCAUCCUCAGCUUCGGGAAAGUUUCCAGCAUCGACGCCUCCGCAGCCGAGCAGCUGAAGACAGCCGUAAAGCGGGUGGCCACUCUGGGUUGCAAGGUGCUGUUUUGCCGAAUGAACGCUCAAGUCUUCGAAGCCCUGUCGGUCGGCUGCGUGGUCAAGUCUCCGGACUCCGACCUUCGUGAGAGCGACCCUUCCGAGGAUGGAAGCUGGCAGGAUUCCCCGAGCCCGAGCCCCGUCAUACCGCUGAAUGAGAUGGAGGCCAACAGCCCCACUGGCAAAGGCGACUUGAACUGCUGGGCGAAGAUGAAGCCUUUCAGGCCUCUAGGACAAGAAGACUAUGAUGCUUUCGACGAUGUGACCGAUGCCUUGGAUUACACAGGAGAUCAAGUGUUGGAGCGUUACCUCUACGCCAAGGAGCUGGACACUUUUAUGCAGGAGUAUCGAGCUGCGUGCUCGACCGGCUCGCGCUUGGGUCCUGCGGCCUUCGAGGCCAUGAACUUGCUUCCUUCAGGCUUCCUGGGCCGACUACAGGCCUUCUGUGUGGUCGAGCGUAGCCUCACAUCAGGAAGCCACCUUCCUGGUUCCGAUGCACUCGUCCUGAUACUUCAAGGCGCCGUCGCCAUGGUGGAGCUGCCAGAGGCCGCGGCCCGCAAGGAUGCGAGGACCGGCCAGGUCUUGGUGAAAGGUUUCCAGGGUCGUCGGGGCACGAGGCUAAUGAGACGGUACCCGCCGGGCAGCUGCGUUGGAAUUCACGAGUUCCUCCUCACUGGUUGCAAGAGACUCACACGAUCAACGACCCGCUUGGUGGUUUCAAGCAAGUUUGGUUAUUCUACGGAGGUCUGGUGCCUUAGCCGAGAAGCUUGGAAGUCGAUGUCAGAGGAUCUGCGGCAGGUCCUCAGCGACUGGUGCCUGCGGCAAUUGGCCGAGGCCCUGGCAAGCGCAGUGACAGAGGUGGCCAGUGCCCUUCAGGACUUCGGCCAAGACUCGGAGGAAGCCGAGGGCAUGAGCCUGCGCUGCCUGAAGGGGGAGGAGCUUGAGGUGAUCCUGCGCCACUACAGCGGCUGGACCUUGUGCCGCAAACCGCCUGCAGAGGCAGCUGGAGGCCCAGAGCUGACUCCCAAGGGCCCAGCGGAGGAGGGCUGGAUGCCGGACAACUGUCUGAGCGACCACCCUCGGAACAUGCCCACAAAGCAGCAGCAUCUGAUCCUCGCUGGGCUCCAGCGCCUCUCCGCGGAGCUCAGUCAGGUGGAGGCCUCGCUCUACCGGAUUCAAACCGAGGGUGCCGAGGAGGAGGAUUCCUUGCAAACGCUCCAUGCCAAGGUGUGCGAGCUGGUGGAGGAAUAUCGAAACAUCGCUGCUAUCCUUCAGGCAAAUCCGCAUCUGCUGGGCCAGGAGGAGACCAAAGCGCCCGUGGAGGAGCCGAAGAAUGCGAACGGCCUGCCAGCGUGGGUCCGUGUGGAGGGUCGCUGCUACUACGUCUCCAAAUCGCAGAAGAAGCUCAUGAGCGUUACGAUCAAGCGUGUUUGCGACGUCCGCCAGCAGAUUCUGGUGACUUUCGAUUCCGAUCGCAACGCCCGAAAGGUCGUGGAGUUCGCUGCUUUUGAGGACAUGGCCUCCUGUCCCUUGCAGCCCAAGGAGAAAUCCAGGCGAAGGAAGAGCCGUGUCAAGAAGCCUCAUGACGAAUUGGCAGAAGAUCUUCGGGAUGUUAUCCAGGAUCUGGGACCCCCGGGCGCAAUCUCAGCUGCGGCGUCGUCGGACUCGGAGUCGGACAGCUACUCGUCCAGCGACUACACUUCCUCCACGGCCUCAGGAUCCGAUCGGGGCGUUGCCACUGGGCCAGAGUUCCACGAGGGAAGUGGCUCGUCGACGUCGCCUUGCUUCGGACCAGAGCAGGCAGAGGACAAGGCGCGAGAGGCAGCGGAGAAGGCCAAGGAAGCCGAGGCCUGUCGCAAGGGGCCCCUUGCCGACUCCGCCCCCUCUGUGGAAGAUGGAGCCAAGAAGGCAGAGGAGAGGAGCUUGAAGCUCUUCUCGGGGAUUCGGGGGGGGAUUCGGGGGGCGUUCUGGGCAGAUUGGCACUUGCAGGAGCUCAUGAACUUCCCGCCUGAACGCCAUAAAGUGGACAAGGGGCACGUGGCUUUUCGGAGCCAACUCUUCGAUGCAGCUGCCCUCGCGUGUGCGGCAGACUGCGUCCCUGGCUCAGCUCAACUCAUAGACGACAUGAUGUCUGGCUCGACACAAACCAAAUUGGAUGCCCGUGCCUUAAUGUUCGUGGUGGAUGUCAUCCUGAAGCGUGGGAUGCGCCAAAACCCGCCGCCGGAGCGCAACUCUGCAGUGAUGGCGAAAGUGAUGGUGCCACACCUGAGCAAGUGGCUCCGGGUUCUGCUUCUGACGAAGCGCUCCCCGGAGCAGCUUGAAAAAACCAGAAAAAUGAUCUCAAGAUGGUCGGACGAUGGCUGGCUGCCGAUGGAUGGUGUUCUCCCACUGAUCGAGCUGAUGGAUGGCGGCUUGCCUCCUGUUUCCGAAGACUCCCAGCAAUCCCAACAGUCGCUGGACUUCUCGCAGUCGCAGCCUUUGCCUUGGAGCUCGCCCGAGCGCAAGGAAGAGCUCCGUCCGCCUGUGCCGGCGGCCCCGGCGGCCCCGGUGGCCCCGGCAGCCCCCACACCGCCGCCAUCGACGCAAAGUCGGGAGGAGCCUCCCUCGAAGCGCGUGAGGCGCCUGUCCAGUUCGGAGCUCCCGAGCCGCGAGGCGGAGGCGCAGCAAGCCCAAGAGCUCACCCCGACGCGGAGGCUGGUGCUGCCGAGCGCGCAGAAGGACAAGAAGGCCGCGCCCGGGCGGCGCUCCCUCACCGCUGCAGAGACGACCACUGCCAGUGUCGCCCAAACGGCGAAGGAGGCUCCUUUGGCGACCAACGGUGCCAAAAGCGAGCCGUCUGAUGAAAAGCCACAGCUGCAGCCCGUGCAGAAGGACAAGAAGGCCGGGCGGCGCUCCCUCACCACUGCAGAGUUUAUCGGGUGCGCGACGACCACUGCCAGUGUCGCCCACACGGCGAAGGAGGUGAAGGCGGCUCCUUUGGCGACCAACGGUGCCAAAACCGAGCCGUCUGACGAAAAGCCACAGCUGCAGCCUGUGGCCGAAGGCACCGGGAAAAGUGACGCGCCUGCGGCGCAGGAUCAGGCAAAUGACCAGGAGCUCGUCCGUCGCAAGAUUUCCAUCUCCUGGCGAGUGCGGGGUGACUGUCGCUGCCUCUUCCGCGCCGUGAUGCGGGCUUACACACUCGAUCCGCUCAACCGAAAGCAACGAGAUCAUCUGGGCGAGCCCGUCGACGAGGCGGAGCGCGUGCAGGAGCGGGAGUACGCCGACAAGCUCCGGAAACGUGUCUGCGAGGAGUUCCUGCUGCGCCAGGAUGAGGUAAAGCCCCUGUUGGAGAACGUCACCUUCGAGGCCUACGUGCAGCGGAUGAGCGAGUGGCAAACUUGGGGUGACGAGAUCUGCCUGAAGUUCCUCCCGGAUGUGGUGAAGCGACCGCUGCAAGUGUACUCCUGUAACUGGGAGAAGCAGGAGCUCUUCGAUGCUGGGCUUUACAUCCCUUCGAAGAAGGAGUACCACGGCAAAGAGUGCAUCGUUCUCCUCCACAAUGGAAAGUCUCAUUUUGAUUUGGUGUCCACCGAGUGGCUUCUUGCUUAUGCUCGCGAAAGGGCGGCAGGAGCUAUCCAGGCUGCCUAUCGCCACUACCGUGAGACCACAGAGGUGGUUGCGAAGGCCCUGGUGUCGCACCUCCACAGCCCUCCACCUGCACCUCCCUCGGCCGAGCGCCUGCAAAGCGCAGCAACCCUGGUUCGCAGCAUCGUCCGGCGCUACCAAGCCAAGGAGCUGCUUGCAACUCUGGAGUUGGAGCAGGCAGAGAUGGAGCGACAGCACCAGCUUCAGGUGGCUGCUGCGAAGACCAUCCAGUCCGUCGUUCGAUGCUUUCAACUCCAGCAGCAGCUACAGGACUUGGUGGCCAUGUGCCGGGGUUCGAUCGCUUGGCAGGGUGCCUGCAGGCGUUUCUCGGCACAGGCCACGCUACUAAGCGCUUGGGACGAACAUCAGAAGCGGCGAAGUGCAGCCGCGGUGCAGCUCCAGGCAGCUCAGCGUUCCUUCCGGGCUCAGCGCGAGCUCGCCCGGCGCAAGGCAAUGCGAGAUGGCUUGCUACUCCUGGGGCCAAAGGAGAUCAACUGCGUACGCCUCUUCCAACGCAGCGGUCGUCGAUACCUGGCUUGCCUGGUGGUGUUGGAGGCGGAGCGACACCGCUGGCGUUGCGCUCGCCGCAUCCAGGCGCUCUGGCGAGGGCACCGAUGCCGAGAAGGGCUGAGAGAGACCUUGGACGCCUGGCGCAAGCGCCGGGGCAGGGCACAAAGGAAAAUGCUGUCGUGCCAUGUGGCACCCACGCUGUCCUGCCUCAGCGAUGAUGAGAGGCAGCUAAUUCUGAGCUUCCUGCUCGGGGAUCUGACCUGCUAUCCGCGAGUGGCCGCCAUCGACCGUCGAUUCUUCCUGGCCUGCACUUCCUUGGGCUCCUGGCGAGAAUCGGUGAUCGAGAUUCCCCGCAAGUGGGCUCUCAAGCAGGAGUGCCUGGAUCAGUUGCUGAAGCUCUCGAGCAGCUGGCAGCUGGCGCAGAAGGUGGUGCUCCCUCCCUUCCCCCAGCGCCAUCGCUUCCAGGAUCAGCUGGCCAAGGACUGCCCCCGGCUGGUCUUGGCACCCUCUGGAGAAGGACCCUAUAUGCUCUUCAUACCGGUGGAUGUGCCGAAGACUCUUCGCAGGGGAGCCCCCCUACAUGUUCGGAUUUGUGACGCAUGGCAGAGCCAAAGAAGGUUCGCGCGGCGUGCUGUGUCAGGCCACAGACUGGAGCAACAACAGCAACGGCACUUACGACGUUCAGAUCAGGGCCGAGGCCACCUUCAUCUUGACGGAGGUCUGGCACCAGGAUCUUCCGCACAGCUCCCCCCUUGCGAUCGGGUUCGUCGACAUCACUUCAGGUGGAGCUCCUCAGCGAGGAAGCAGUCCUCGGGUGCUGUCGUCCAGGAGCUCUGGACGACGGUGCUUCCCGUUGCCUUCCCUCCGCAGAUGGCUAUCUGGCCUUUGGACUUGCUGCCCACGCCGCGUGCAGAGCUGCGCGCUUGCCUUCUCCUGCAGCGUCAGUUCCGGGGCCAUGCGGUGCGGCGGAGCACUGGGCCUCAGCUCCGGAGACGACAGCAUGCAGCUGCUCGUGUGCAGGGUAUUGCAAGAGUACGAAAGGCGAAGCGGGAGGUGGACCGGUUGCGCAAGGAGCUGGAACUUCGACGAGAGGCGGCGGUUACGAAGAUCCAGAGCUGCAUGCGCGGCGUAGUGGCUCGGAGGAAGGUGUUGCCGCAAAUCACCUUCCGACGCCUGGCGGUCAUCCGCAUGCAGGCUUUCUUGCGAGGCGUCCUCGGGCGGGCACGUGCCCGGAUCGUCAAGCGAAAUCGGGCUGCCAUCAAGAUCGAGAGCUUCUGGCGCGGCGGGCUCGCAAAGGCGGAGGCCAUGCGGCGCAGGGCGGCCGAAGCAAACCGGCUCCUGGAAGCCUUGCUGGAGGGCAACGUGCCCUUGACGGAUGGCACGCCGCGCACAGCUGCUGGUGGCAGAGCCUGGUUGGGCAAGGUGACUGCAGCGCUGGAGUGGAAAGCCCAAAACGAUGCAGACGAAGAGGACAAACUGAUGCGACUGCGACGGCAACUGGCUUUCAGCCGGCUUCCACAAGUACUGCUGGAGGAGGUCGGAAUGCCGGACAGCAUCCUCUCUGCAGCCCUCCUUGACCGUUCUGUGGCCGCCCUGGGGAUCUGCAAGCGCCGAGCCCGGCACCGCAUCCGCGCGCUCCUGCAGACACAGAUCUGCCAAGGUGGAGAGCUGGUAUUUAACAGGCAGAUGCGCAGAUCACUGUCCGUGGACCAUGGCGUGCUCAUCCGACUCACAACGGAAGAUGCUGUUCGGGAGGUCUCCAACCUCCUCCUGACCUCCUGGUCCAUUGCAGCAGCUCGACGCUCUGCAUCGUCGGCCGGAGGCGCCUCUACGACUCUUCAAGUGCUGCAGUCAGGCCUUCACUCCCUGAAGCGGAAGUUGCAUGUGGAGCUGUAUGCCACAGGCAAAAGCACCCAGCCGCAAGACUCGGCAGCCCUGGCUGCGCUGGUCGCAUCCGGGGAGGAGGCGGCGACGAAGGCGGUCGAGCGGGCUGCCGCUGCAAGGGACAAGGUCCUGAAGCCCUUGGAGCAGGAGCACACGGCCCUCAUGUCCGAGAGCAAGGCUGCCACGACAGCACUGAAGGCCGCUGUUGAAAAAGUACAGCCGGAGGUGGAUGCGAUCAAGAGGAAGCACCAGGAUGAGGCCAAGCAGGCUGAGGAGAAGCUUCGUGAAGAAAGGAAGCAGAAGCACGAGCAAACGGUCGCGCUUCACAAGAUUGCCAUCAGCACGCAGAUCGAAAAGGAGCGUUUGGAGGCUGGCCUUGUGGAUAAGAGCAGGCCAAAGGUUGCCUGCUACAAGAAAGUCUUCGCAAACGUUAAGGAGCUGCAGCAAGAGCUCAAGGAUUUGGAGGUCAGCGGCACGGCAAACCGGAAGAGCCAGGGCAUUUUGCAGCACACUCUGCGAGCCCUCGAGUCCCGGGCAGUCAAGGCGGAAAGCGACGCCAAGGCGAAGGCGCUCUUCGGCGAAGAGGAGCAAGAUGUCAAGGACUUCAAACCCAGCGCUCAGGUGCUCAAAAAGCAAGAGAAGAGCGUGGAGCAAGAGGAGCAGUUCCAAGUCCAGCUCGAGUCCGAGGUGCAUAGCCUCCGUGCAGAUCUGGAAGCGAAAGCCAGCCGCGAGGCGGGCAUUCUCGGUGCGCAGCUGCGCCGGGAGGCGGAGGAGUUGGGCCAGGCAGCCGCAUCCGUGGAACGUCGCAUCGUCAGCUGGAAGGAGCGGGCGGAUGCCGUUCGGCAGUGGCUGGCAGAGGUGGUGCCAGUGGCAAAGUCUGCAUCACGGAUAGUGACGGCGGCCGAUUUCGUCAAGGCCUGCCAAGCGCCCGAGUCCGCACACGCCUACGGGGCCUGCCUCCGGGCAGUGGCCAAGCAGGUGAUCUCGCUCCUCAACGAGGCAGAGAGCGUUGCUCGAGGGGCCUCCUCCCCGCGUGAAGGCGACCUGGCCCCGCAUCUGCAGCGGCUCAAGUCGACCCUGAAGGCACUUGGCGAGCUGCGGGUGACUUUCCCGGAUCCGCCAGAUGUGCGGAGCUCGCCCAGCGCGGCCAAGGGGAGGAGGCGGCUCUAUGGCAGGGAGGAUGGCGAUGAAGACGAUGCAGAGUCCACGGAAGCUCCCAAGGCCGGCAGCAGCCAGGGCUCGAGGAAGAACUCCAUCAGCAGCCCUCCGCCUCUGCCGCUCUCAACUGUGGAGGGAGGCGAGGAUGCGGAGACGGACACGCCGCGCGAGGACGCGAUGGCCUCUGGUGAGCUCCGGCUUCGUGUGCUGCAGGCCACUGAAAGCAUGGGCCAUGGGGUUACCGGCCAGGAGGGGUUCUUCUGGCAGGUCGGUGACCUGCGCAUGAGAGUGGCCGAGCAGGGCGAUCCCGCGACCUGCCUUGAAGCUAAGAAGGCCAACCCACUGGUGCUGCUCGUCCAUGGCUGGCCCGAAUGCUGGUUCUCGUGGCGCUGGCAGCUGCCCGCCCUGGCAGAGGCUGGGUACUACGCAGUGGCGCCGGACAUGCCGGGUUAUGGAGGCACGGACUCCCCCAAGGAGGUUGCUCGCUACGAUUCCAGGAGCAUAGGGAAGGACCUGCUGUCACUCCUAGGAGCUCUUGGAAAGGAUUGCUAUGCCCUUGUUGGCCAUGACUGGGGCGCCCUCCAUGUAUGGCUUAUUGGCAGCCUCUUUCCGGAAGCCUUCCCUCGGCUUUGUGCUAUGAGCGUGCCGCCGCAUAUCCUCCAUGGCCAGCGGCCUCCCGUGGUCGAGCUAGCUGCGAGACACGGUCCCAACUUCAACUACAUCGUCUACCAUAACGAGUACACCCGCUACGGAGAGUCCUGGCCUGUCCACGACCCCUCAGCUGUCUCUGGCCCGGCAGAUCAAGAAUAUGAUGCCGAUCCAGAGAACUUCCUUCUCCGAAUCUAUCUUUCUGGUGCAUUGGGGACUUCCGAAGUCAAAGCCAUCCCCUUGGAGGCCGACCGCAACAAGGAUCUGAAGCGCUCCAGUGGUGGAUGCCGCACGCGCCUUCCGCAGCCGGUCAGGGGGGCACCUUUGCCCUCCUGGCUUCCCCGGCCUGCCUUGGACCGCUUCGUCGACGAGUUUCGAAAGUCGGGAUUUCGCGGAGGGCUGAACUACUAUCGCUGCCUGGAUCGAAAUUGGGCGCAGGUUCAGGAGCCGUUGAAGAAGAGAGGACGGAAAGUCCUGCAGCCUCUCUUAUUCAUCGCCGGGGAGCUCGACAACGUCAUCCACACGAAUGGUGGCAUGGAAGCUUCGACGGCCGUGCUUCGCAAGACGUGCGCGGACCUUCGUGGGAUCGUCUACAUCCCAGACUGCGGUCACUGGAACACACAGGAGAAGCCACACGAAACCAAUGUCGCACUCAUCGGAUUCCUGGAUUCAACGAAAGAUCUGGGCAGAGGGCCAGCGCCGCUUGAGCCGACCAGCCGGCUAUAG
Messenger RNA from Symbiodinium sp. CCMP2456, 10347 nucleotides. The record is from the annotation of a GenBank genome assembly. NCBI's taxonomy places the organism in Eukaryota, Dinophyceae, Suessiales, Symbiodiniaceae.